Molecule: messenger RNA, 551 nt
Organism: Macrosteles quadrilineatus (aster leafhopper)
Lineage: Eukaryota; Metazoa; Arthropoda; Insecta; Hemiptera; Cicadellidae
Gene: Rpp20
Product: ribonuclease P protein subunit p20
Exons: 3
Coding region: 107-529 (140 amino acids)
Biological process (GO): tRNA 5'-leader removal
Cellular component (GO): ribonuclease MRP complex; nucleolar ribonuclease P complex; nucleus
Molecular function (GO): nucleic acid binding
Source: RefSeq, a predicted model, not a curated record
UUGUGUUAUAAAAUUGACAAAGACAACAAACAGACUUUAGGUUAGGCGUUAAGUCAUAAAAGUUAGGAUUUUUAUUUAUAUUGUAAUGGGGAUUGACUAGUAGGAAAUGGCUGAUGAUGGUCAAAAAAAUCAUUCUAAAAAUAAGAAACAUUUCAAUAAAAAUAAUUCUUUCAAUGUGCGGAAGCGAGGUCCUCCCCAUGUAAGGCGUAAUAACGAUAUUUAUGUUACAAGUAAAUCCAAUUUCCAGGGUCAGUUGUCUCAGUGUGAUAAGUUGUUUCAAGAAGGAGAGGAAGCCAUUUUUCUUCAUGGGAUUGGAGCUGCCAUACCUAGGACUAUAAAUUUGGCAUUGCAACUUAAUGAGAGAUAUCCAGGCGCAUAUGAAGUCAAUGUAGAAACUUCUACUGUAACCUUAGUAGAUGAUUUGGAGCCGUUAGAUGAUUCUGCUGAUUAUGACACUCGGACUCGCCAAAACUCCUCAAUAAAAAUAAAAAUUUCAAAGAAAAAAGACUGUCCUGUCAACCAACUUUAGAAAGUGUCCCCCACAAUGUUUU